GUAAUGGUUUGGGUUGUUCAAAUAAAAGUUAUUCUACUUGUCAACUAAAUGGACCACAUGAAGCUGAUACCUGUAGUAGUAGUAGUAGUGGUAAUAGUAGUAUAUCAUCAGUCAGUAGUGAAUAUUCUACAGGAGAUUCACCUACUGUUGCUUUACAUACUUCAUCAAGUGUAUCGUCUAGUUCUGUUGGCGAUAAUUCCAUUUCAGAGCAUUCUUCGCGACACGAACUGAACAAUCGAUUAUCAAUGCCUAAAUCUGCCAGGCAGCGUAAUCCAUUAGCGACUUCCUCUGUUUCAAAAUCAGUUAUACGAGAUGAUCAUUGGAAAUCGCACAACAAAAGUUAUCGGUCAUCAAGUCUUUGUAAAGCACAGGAUUCUUGUCGUAGUGCACUUCGAUCUGUGACAAACAUUCACGAGAACUACGGCUCUUUAAAACAUUUGAAUUCUAUCCCUGUUAAAAAAUCCGUAUGGAACACGGACUCCAAUUCUAAAUUUGUACACAAUCUAGCAAACAAAUUUGGUGGUUCAGUACCUUUUGUAGCGAAUCCGGACAUAUCAUACGAACCUGUCCAUCUUCGACCAGUAAGACAACAAUGUUCACGUGUAUAUACAGCAUUUGAUAGUAAUCAAAGAAGACCUCAAGUUCCUUUUGAACCAUCUUUAUAUUUCUAUCCAUCUACAGAACGAAUUCUGUACUCUCAUUCUGUUCAAAGAGCUCCUGUCCACCUUGGUAGUAAUCACGGAGAAAGUGUUUUGUUUUCACCACGAAUUCCUUGUAUUUCAAAGGAUACCUCUGGUUCUUGUCUGAAGACAACAACAUGUGGUGCUUGUGGUGGAAGUGGUCAAGUAGUAGAUAAUUGUAAUGAAACAAAUGCUGCAAGUGGUCGUUUAACUGAGCCUCCACUUAUCCGUCCAAAUAUUGGAUUGAAUCCUUUAUAUCGAAAGGCGUUAUCAUCAGCCAGAAGUAAAGAAUCUCGUUCACGUCCUUUAAGAGCUACACACCCUUGUGAUGAUAACACUUUCUCACAAUCAUCACCAUUAAACUUAUUUGAAAAUGAUGAAAAUGUUUGUAGAAAUGUCAUUUUGAACUCUUUGAAUGCUUCCACUUAUUGUCAUGAUUUGGGACGAAUUGAUCAAUCUGCGAGAUUCGGAUCACCUUCUCGAGUUAAUCAUCAAACUGGUCGUUCAAAACCGAUAAAUUUUUCAAGUUAUGCUCACAAUUCCUCAAUUUAUCCAAAGCAUUCACAUCAUUCAAAUAAGAGUAAUAAUAGUAAUUAUUUUAAGAAAAUAAACAAGACCAGAAAUACAGAUGUAACCUAUUCAUCUGAAGACAGUAAUUCUUCCAGUACACAAAUCGGUGAUAAACAUCAUUCGAGUUCUGAAGGAAGACGUUAUGAUUAUUCGAGGCAGCAGUCGAAGGGCUUUCGAAAAUCAUCAUCAUCCACAUUGUUCCCAGCUUCAUCAGCGUUACAAGAAAUCUUAGAAGCAGCUUCAUCAACCAGUCGAUUAGCACAGAAACUUCGUUGUAGCUUAGAAGAUUUAUGUAAAACUGAAUUGAAAUAAGAGAAUUUCUUUGUUCUACACGUUGAACCAUAUAGUGUAUAGUUGUAUAUAAUAUGUGUUGGUAUUCUUUGUUCAUGAAACUUUAUUGAUUAAUCCUCCUUCAUAAUUACACUGAAUGCACAUUCAGUUUGCUAUGUGCAUACCGUAUGUAGAUAAUAGGAUAAUGUGUACUAUCCAUGAUCAGGAUUGUCACUUGACGUUUUCAGCUUGAUCCCCUUAGUUUUUGUUUAUACUUAUACGUAUAUCGUACGUGCUAGUUUUCAUCAGGAGAUAUCUUGGCUGAUUAAGAAUAAUGUAACCAAUAUUGAAUUGAGUUGUGUUUCUUUCUAUCUUAGUAAAACAAACAAUUGCAUUCUUUAUAAAUAUGUUGUUUCUUGUAAAUAAUGUCAAUAAUGAAUUAUGUAUUUUUCUUAUUUCCCUGAUUAAUAUUACUAUCUUAAUUAUAUUGAUUUUUUAUUCACUGCAUUCUUUCCUAUGUUCUACACUCUUCUUUUUGUACGAAUAAUUUACCUUAUUUGAUCACAAGCUGAAAACAUUAAGCUGUGCAUACGUAUAUAUGUAUAUAUUAUUUGAUAAUUUUAAUUAUUUCUCUGAAGAGCUCAGGAUAAGUUUGCUAAACGAAA
This is a messenger RNA of Schistosoma turkestanicum, 2185 nucleotides long. The record is from the annotation of a GenBank genome assembly. Lineage: Eukaryota; Metazoa; Platyhelminthes; Trematoda; Strigeidida; Schistosomatidae.